Molecule: messenger RNA, 1931 nt
Organism: Dreissena polymorpha
Lineage: Eukaryota; Metazoa; Mollusca; Bivalvia; Myida; Dreissenidae
Exons: 3
Coding region: 172-1323 (383 amino acids)
Molecular function (GO): oxidoreductase activity
Source: RefSeq, a predicted model, not a curated record
AAUUUUUCUUUUUUCACAACAAACGAAAGGAAACAUUUUUAUUUUGAAGACGAAUGCUCUUUAAAAGAAUAAGGGUUGUUGCAGAUUAUACAGCCUACACGAGGCAAAUCCGGAUUAAAGACAGACAGACAGAAUGUUUUAUUGACAGGCGUCAUACGAGCGCUUUCGACCAUGAAUUCAGCAGAUGUCGGUAAAAUUUUAGCUGCGACCUCAACCGCUAAGUACUUCAUAGAGUACGGAGGUUUCCUUUCAAACCAUGUUUCGCACGGAGUUAUUGCCCUUCAUCGGUUAGAAGCAUCGCCGGAUCACAUCCAGCGUUUCGUUGACGAUUUACUUCCAAAAUUGGAGGACACAAAUUCAGACAAGCCAGACAGUCGUUCUUUUGAAGAACUAAGAGGCCAACGCGUUGGAUAUUACUCGUUAUUACAGCAUUAUGAUCAUUUAUUGUUAGACAUAGGUGGCGACGUGGAGAAAUUGAUCCGAGAAGAGUAUCCGAAAGUGAAUGCAGGUCUGGCUGGUUCCGCGCUACAUGGUACAAUACACCUUGGGUAUGCCUAUGCAGCCGGAUACAAGCAAGGAAUUCUAGAAGGCUUGGCCUACACGUAUCACUCAUACAGACCCGUAGUUUCCAAGAGGUCAAUGGAAGAGUUGUCACACUUUGGAAACGGAAAUACGGAUAUACUAUCGGUACUGAAAAACGUGAGGAAAAAACAUGAUCUAUUUUAUGCGAUGCAAAUGGGCAGUGAAAAAGAAGAAUACUCCUCACUUGGACUGGGUAAGUUCCAAAGAAAUGUGUGUUACCUGCUAAAAGAAAAGGGCGAAGUUUUGUACGACCAUCUCCUUUCUUUGAAAUUGGAUGCCACAGUUCGAAACGCUGACGGGGAACUUGAUCCAGUACAACUUGCGAGAAGGCUCGUGUACUGGUCAACAAUGAUUUACAUCUUGGCCGAGAAGAAAAAUGACUUCUUUCUUCUUCAUGGUGUUACUUGUGCAUGGGCAUUGCAUACCAUUAUACCUAUACUCAGAAAACUGGACGGCAUUGUAGGUUUACGUCACUAUGUCGCCGUUCUUAUUGCCGUUUAUAUUGCUCAAGGCGCCCCGGCCCUUACGUCAGAACUGAAGACGUGUGACGUCAUUGAUGUCAAAGGUGAAUGGGAUAAUAUUGUCAGUCAGACCCUCGAUACGUGUACGGACGAGCAUUGUUACAAACUGGUUCAAGUUUGUCGUGAGAUGGCUCAGGACGCUCAACGCUACGGCGAAGACGUCAACGUGUACAUGCAGGCCGCACGUAACGUGAUUGAACAUGGGUUCUUUUAUGAGUGACUUCGUAACAUCAUUUGAGUUGACGUCUUGUUUACUGACUUCGGAACUUAAUUGAGCAUGACAUAUUGAGUGUACAAAUAUGGAACACAAAUAUGGUAUGCAUUAUGCAUGGUAUUUUUUCUUGUUGUAAAUUGUACAUACGUGCUUAAUAGACCUAUUAUUAUCUUGUGUAUUGGUAUGUUUUAAGUCAACACGGACAUUUAACGUGGGCACAUGUUGAAUAAGUAUAUGUUAAACUUAUAUAAAUGACACAGUAGUGUGUUGUUUGAGUUGUUUUUAAGAGGUAAAUGUCUGCAGUUUUCACUUCUUUUUUACUUUGAAAUCAAUUAAUGCCGCGUUGGCCUAUAAUUGUUGUAGACAAUAUUUGCUUAUAACUUAUGUUGUUUUCGCAUAUUAAGAUUGUGAAAAUACCAGUAAGUCUAUACCCGAUACGUACGCAAUCGACACACUUUAUUGAACAUUAUCCCCCGAGUGAUUGUCAGCAGAUUAUAAUUAUUAUUAUAUUCAAGAGAUGUGCUGCAUUUAUACGACUAUUAUAUCUGUUUUGCAUUGCCUUUUCGUGAUAAAUUAAAAUGAAACUCAAGUAUUUAUCAAAAGUAGUUUUUAUU